GAUAGGCACUCUUCAGUGCCACGUAGACGGUUUCUACUCUGAGCGCUUGGCAUGCGCAGGCAAGAGGCUGCUGUCGUUGAUCUCGUCCCCGCGGCGGCAUGAGGAAAUGGGUGCACUCGUGGGUGUGUAGACACGUCGACCUUCGAGACGAAGCCGGCCGCCGUGAGGAAGUGUAGCGCAUCGGUAUGAAGGCAGCGUUGCCGAAGCUCGAAGGUUCUACAAUGACCCGCGCGGUUAGGCCGUGUGCAAGCAGCCUUGGCCCGGCCCCCCCGGCUUGGGACGCCAAGUGUGUCAAUCUCGCACAUGACGCGGCCGUGAGAAGCGACGGGGAUGCCCUCCAUGCAGACACUGAGUUGCGAGUGACGCUGCGCAAAUCUUUGCGAAUAUCUGCUAGGGCCACCCAGCAUGUUUACCACCAAGCCGAGAACAAAAAUAGGCUCGCGCCGAGCCAGGGGCACCCCGGUCUUGAUGCCAGGGACCUGAAGCCUGACGGAGUUGACAUGAUGGCUAUGGCGGCGCGGCAGCUUGGCAUCAUGCUCUCAGCACGCACACCACGGUCUUGGGAUAUCCCAUAGGCGUCAAGAACGCGCGUAGUAAUUAUUAAGCGCGAAGUGCAUUGCCGUCUCGCAGGACAAAGGUCGGACCCCGGAUGGACGUGGGAACGCCGACGCGCAUUACACUGCGCAGGCCCCUCCACCAGACGCAUAGUCGUUCUGGGGCCGGAUCAUCAGCCGAGUGGAAAACGGAAGAAGUUAGUCGAGGUGCUGUAGCAAGCAACCAGGCCACGGAUGCCCUCAGACAUGAUGCAUACACGUAGGCAGUGCCCCGCCGGCUGGCGCAGACUCGACGCUAGGUCGCGAGGCGUCUGGCUCAACCUCACCUGACC
Molecule: messenger RNA, 886 nt
Organism: Purpureocillium takamizusanense
Lineage: Eukaryota; Fungi; Ascomycota; Sordariomycetes; Hypocreales; Ophiocordycipitaceae
Exons: 1
Coding region: 186-575 (129 amino acids)
Source: RefSeq, a predicted model, not a curated record